CAAACCCCUUUAAACAAUCGCGCUCUUCAAUUUUCCCAGAAAAUUAAUCCAACAUUUUCUAGGUAGCCAAACACUCCCACCAUGAACAAAUCCGCCCUAGUCGCCGCCUCCGUCGCCGCCGCGUCGGCCACCGCCACUUCCUUUUCCUCCUCCGCAAAGCUCUCUCUUCAGGAUGGUGGGGCUCAGAGAAGCCACGGCGGAUCCUCGCCGGUUGCGAACUCGGCGUCGACGGAGAAGUUCGCGCCACGGUUCGACGGGUUGCGGUUCAUUGAAACGCUGAUUACUGCGCACAGAUGAACGCGCGUUGUUGAAACGCGCUUUUGGGGGGUUUUUUUUUUUGCACUUCAUCUUUUUUGAUCUCGCACUGUCUAGAAAGUUAAGGGAAAAAAACGUCGGAAAUGUUUUAAUUUUUUUUUAAUGUUUUGCCAUUUGGAUUUUUGGGUUGAGGAAUUGAUAGAAAAAUUGUAACAUUACGGGAUUGUCACUGUUAUUUGUUGUCAAGCUAGUUUUUUUUGACUCGUGUUGUUGGUCGUGACUAUUUCUCUGUGUAAUCUAUAAGCGGCAUAUGAAAAAAAAAACGCUUAAAUUGAUUUAUUUUUUCUUU
Molecule: messenger RNA, 604 nt
Organism: Glycine soja
Lineage: Eukaryota; Viridiplantae; Streptophyta; Magnoliopsida; Fabales; Fabaceae
Exons: 2
Coding region: 82-297 (71 amino acids)
Source: RefSeq, a predicted model, not a curated record